Molecule: messenger RNA, 432 nt
Organism: Vicia villosa (hairy vetch)
Lineage: Eukaryota; Viridiplantae; Streptophyta; Magnoliopsida; Fabales; Fabaceae
Exons: 3
Coding region: 1-432 (143 amino acids)
Molecular function (GO): zinc ion binding
Source: RefSeq, a predicted model, not a curated record
AUGAAGGUCACACAUGGUUCUGAGUUUUUCAAGGAGACCAAAUCAGAAAGCAGAGAGUCGUGUGUUCUCAGUAGGGCUCGAGCUAUUCCAAUUUGUCAUUGUGGAGAUGAUGUUGUGCUUCAUAGGGUAAACACUAAGAAGAAUUUCGGAAAGAAAUUUUGGGGAUGUCACGAUUACAAGGGGUCUGAGCAAAGAGGUUGUGGUUUUUUCAAGUGGUUCCAUGAGGAAUUUGUGGAAGACAAAUGUCAAGAUUUGUUGAAUAAGCUGGAAAUCUUAUCAAAGGAUUUUGAAAAACUGAAGAGUAGAAAUGAGGAAUUAGGGAAUGUUGUGACUGAAAUUCAAGGUCAAUUGAAGCCGUCAACAUUUUUGGUUACCUAUUUUGUUUAUAAUGUUGAUAUGAACAAGACACAACAAAUCCAGUACAAUAAAUAA